Molecule: messenger RNA, 4641 nt
Organism: Paramormyrops kingsleyae
Lineage: Eukaryota; Metazoa; Chordata; Actinopteri; Osteoglossiformes; Mormyridae
Source: RefSeq, a predicted model, not a curated record
CGGAGCCCAGCUUUCCACAGCUCGAAUCUGACGGGAAGCGGCGUCCUGGCUCACGUUCUGGUCACGAGCUCAGUCGGGUGUAGUAUAAUUGCCAGCCGGUGGGCCGUUAAACGCCCUCAGUGAAAAGAGGUAGCUAGCCGGCAGAGCGUCCUUGCGGCCGCUCGCUCCAGGAGCCUUACGAAGAAGCGGCUGAUGCAUUCUAGCAUUUAAAACCGCUAGCCUAGCUAUCUGUGACCCAAGAGAGCCACAGGCUAGCGGCAGAGCCGACUAGUCGCUGUGCGCCUUAUCCUGGUCGCAGGGUUACCGCUUUACCGACGCUUUACGACACAUAGUACCCCAUAGGGGGGGGGAGUCGGGGCGGCUGGACGGUCUGUGAGCAUCGGCGCACGGUGACAGAGCUGAGGGAGGCUCUGAAUGAAUAACAGACAACCUCCGACCCACCGCCGCUUCAAGCCCUUCACCACCCGGUUACGACUGGUUAAAGCGUCGCCGUUAACGUUGGGUGAUCCUGGUCAUCGAGUAACCUCGCCGGCUGCUUCGGUAGAGCAUAUUCAGCGGACGAGAAGAUGCCGGCGGUGUCGAAGGGGGACGGGAUGCGUGGAUUAGCGGUGUUCAUUUCGGACAUCAGGAACUGUAAGAGCAAAGAGGCAGAGAUAAAGCGCAUUAACAAGGAGCUGGCCAACAUUCGCUCCAAGUUCAAAGGAGACAAGGCACUGGAUGGCUACAGCAAGAAGAAGUAUGUAUGCAAGCUGCUCUUCAUCUUCCUUCUGGGCCACGACAUUGAUUUUGGCCACAUGGAGGCCGUCAACCUGCUCAGCUCCAACAAGUACACAGAGAAGCAGAUCGGCUACCUGUUUAUCUCUGUGCUGGUGAACAGCAACAGUGAGCUCAUCCGUCUCAUUAACAACGGCAUCAAGAAUGACCUGGCCAGCAGGAACCCCACUUUCAUGUGCCUGGCACUUCACUGCAUCGCCAACGUGGGCAGCAGGGAGAUGGCGGAGGCCUUCGCUGGGGAGAUACCCCGCAUCCUGGUGGCUGGGGACACCAUGGACAGCGUGAAGCAGUCUGCCGCGCUCUGCCUGCUCCGCCUACACAAGGCGUCCCCGGAUGUGGUGCUGAUGGGCGAGUGGACGUCUCGGGUGGUGCACCUGCUCAACGACCAGCACAUGGGAGUGGUUACAGCAGCAAUCUCCCUCAUUACCUGCCUGAGCCAGAAGAACCCAGACGAGUUUAAGAGCUGCGUGCCGCUGGCGGUGUCCCGCCUCAGCAGGAUUGUUUCCUCAGCCUCCACGGACCUCCAGGACUAUACCUACUACUUCGUCCCGGCUCCCUGGCUGUCCUGCAAACUGCUCCGGCUGUUGCAGUGCUAUCCUCCGCCAGAGGAUGGCGCAGUGAAAGGCCGUCUGGUUGAGUGCUUGGAGACCAUCCUGAAUAAGGCUCAAGAGCCGCCCAAGUCCAAGAAGGUGCAGCACUCGAAUGCCAAGAAUGCAAUCCUGUUUGAGGCCAUCAGCCUGAUCAUACAUUACGACAGUGAGCCCACUCUGUUGGUGCGGGCGUGUAACCAGCUGGGCCAGUUUCUGCAGCACCGUGAGACCAACCUGCGCUACCUGGCCCUGGAGAGCAUGUGCACGCUGGCCAGCUCCGAGUUCUCCCACGAGGCCGUCAAAACGCACAUCGAGACCGUCAUCAAUGCCUUGAAGACGGAGAGGGAUGUCAGCGUGCGGCAGAGGGCUGCAGACCUACUCUAUGCCAUGUGCGACCGCAGCAACGCCAAACAAAUUGUGGCCGAGAUGCUGAGCUACCUGGAGACGGCGGACUACUCCAUCCGAGAGGAGAUGGUGCUCAAGGUGGCCAUCCUGGCAGAGAAGUAUGCCGUGGACUACUCCUGGUACGUGGACACCAUCCUGAACCUGAUCCGCAUUGCCGGGGACUACGUCAGCGAGGAGGUGUGGUACAGGGUCAUCCAGAUCGUCAUCAACCGCGACGACGUACAGGGCUAUGCCGCCAAGACGGUCUUCGAGGCCCUUCAAGCACCAGCAUGUCACGAGAACAUGGUGAAGGUGGGGGGGUAUAUCCUGGGGGAGUUUGGCAACCUGAUAGCCGGGGACCCCCGUUCCAGUCCGCUGGUCCAGUUUAACUUGCUGCACUCCAAGUUCCACCUGUGCUCGGUGCCCAGCCGCGCCCUGCUGCUCUCUGCCUACAUCAAGUUUAUCAACCUGUUUCCGGAGACCAAGCCCACCAUCCAGGAGGUGCUGCGCUCUGACAGCCAGAUCCGCAACUCGGACGUGGAGCUGCAGCAGCGCGCCGUUGAGUACCUCAAGCUCUCCUCCAUCGCCAGCACCGAUGUCCUGGCCACAGUGCUAGAGGAGAUGCCCCCAUUCCCCGAGCGGGAGUCAUCCAUCCUGGCCAAACUGAAGAAGAAGAAGGGUCCCGGAGCAGUGUCGGUGUCUGACCUGGAGGAGGCCAAGGGGGAAGGAGGUGCUCUGAAUGGCAGCGGGGACAGGGGAGCCGAUGCCGCAGCCACCUCCAACAGCGCCACCCUGUCCCCCUCGGCGGACCUGCUGGGGCUCCGUUCGGCAGCUCCCGUUGCCCCUGGAACUGGCAGCCUGCUGGUGGAUGUGUUUCCUGAGGCUGGACCUGCAUCUGCUCCUGCUGUCAGUGAGGAUGGCUUCCUCAGACAUCUGGACCUGCCUCCCGAGAGCUCUGACUCCUUAUUGGUCGAAGCUCCUGGUGAAUCUGACUUCGAGGACCCUGCCCUGCCGCUUCCAGAAUCAGAUGAUCUUCUUUACAAGUUUGUGUGCAAGAACAAUGGGGUUUUAUUUGAGAACCAGCUGCUCCAGAUUGGCACCAAGUCAGAGUACCGGCAGAACCUGGGGAGGAUGUACCUCUUCUUUGGGAACAAGACAUCUGUGCAGUUUUCCAACUUCACCACUUCCAUCACCUGCCCCGGCGACCUACAGACUCAGCUGAAUAUGCAGACAAAGCCAGUGGAGCCCCUAGUGGACGGAGGUGCGCAGGUGCAGCAGGUUCUCAAUAUCGAGUGUCUGUCCGACUUCAGCGAUGCACCUCUGCUCAACAUCAUGUUCAGCAGGUAUGGGGGUGCCCAGCAGAACCUCACGCUAAAGCUUCCGGUGACCAUAAACAAGUUCUUCCAGCCCACUGAGAUGAGUUCACAGGACUUCUUUCAGCGCUGGAAACAGCUGAGUCUCCCUCAACAGGAAGCACAGAAGAUCUUCAAGGCCAACCACAGCAUGGACACUGAUGUCAUCAAAACGAAGCUGUUGGGCCUGGGACCUGCCCUGCUGGAGGACGUGGACCCAAACCCAGAGAACUUUGUGUGUGCUGGGGUGAUCCAGACGAAAGGCCAGCAGAUUGGCUGUCUCCUGCGGUUGGAACCCAAUGCCCAAGCCCAGAUGUUCCGGUUGACUCUGCGCAGCAGCAAGGACACGGUGUCAGUGCACCUCUGCCAUCUGCUGGCUGAGCAGUUCUAGAGCCGCGUCUCUGGGGCUGCAGCACGCUGUCAAACUGGGCCCUGCACACAUGAGGGAAGCCGAGGGCCGAGUGGGACAGGCCUCGCUCUGUCUCCACCCGCUCUUACCUGCUGGCUCUUAUCGUGGCUGUCGUCGUUUUUAUUGCUGUUAUGCUCUGUGGGUGCGUGACAGCCCAUCACUGUUUCUGAAUCUGGAGUUUUGUUUUAUUUUUCUUGCUUUUUGUUUACUUUCCAUGACUCUGUGCUUGUGCUGCCAACUGGGCUGCAAUGACAGGAAGACAUUAAUGGUCUUUGUCUCCUGCCCGUGUUACCAGACAUCCCCCUUUAACUGGUCUAAGCUAAGCCACAUUCUCGAUCAUGUUUUCCCUGAUCUUUUAGCUUCAGGCUUUUUCUGUGUGUGUGUGUGUGUGUGUGUGUGUGUGUGUGUGUGUGUUUCUCAUUGAUGUGAAAUGACUGGUGGCUUUCUAUACCCCAGCCUCUUACCAGCACUACUGCCAGCCGCAUUCGUUAAACAUCCAGACCUGCAGUUAGUGUUUAGAGAUGCAUACUCUCCCUGUUCACUGCGUAUCUAUGUGUUCCUAUGAUGACGCUUAAAAUGAACAUUCCAGUUCCCUUUAAUGGCAGUUUACAGGGGAAGCCCCCAAACUCCCUUGACAGGGUUGAGCUCGGUUUUUCAAUGCCAGCAGGUGAGCAGGGGACCGACCGCUGUAUGACGUGAAGAGGUGGGCUUGGAGGAAACACCCAGCUGCUGCAUCACUGGCGUUUUAAACCUGAUAGACUGGACCCGUCAUUGACAGUCACUGGGUUCAUGCGGAGCUGAGCAAUGCUGUCAACACGCUGUGUGUGGUUCAUGUGUCAUUGUUAUAUUAAACCUGUCUGAUGUACUGGGGCUAAUAUGAAGUCAUUGUCAUGAUGUAUAUUUGACUGUAAGUCUCACAUCUCAUGGAAGGUGUGGAACAUUCUCAUGUUAGAUAAAAGUCCAUAACGUGUGUGCGUGUGCGUGUGUGAGCGUUAGUGUGUAUGCGUGCGCUCGCCUGCAUCUUCAGUGUUUCUAAGCGCUGCUGCAGCCCACUGUCUGUAAAAUCGGUCAGAUACCCAUUAUAGAAAAUGACUGUGUACUGAACAAUGUGAAAGUAAAUGUAUGAAUACAG